This is a messenger RNA of Chinchilla lanigera (long-tailed chinchilla), 2324 nucleotides long. RefSeq lists its product as uncharacterized. Bases 1 to 789 code for a protein of 262 amino acids. Lineage: Eukaryota; Metazoa; Chordata; Mammalia; Rodentia; Chinchillidae. The record is from RefSeq and is a predicted model, not a curated record. The transcript has 3 exons.
AUGCGUGAUGGAAGCUCAGAUGGGGAAAUCUUGCUAAAUCACCCAUGCGUCCCUCUCACUUUUGAUCUUCCUGCAUCAGCCUCCCCAGGAACUGGGAUUGCAGGCGAUCGCCGCUGUACUCAACUAGGAACUGGGCAGCACUUCGUAGUUCCCACCAGGAAGACAUAUCUCCCUCCGUGGGGCACCAAGGAGAGGCUCCGCCCAGAGCGCUGCCCCGGCCUGACCUCGGACUCGCCCGGGUCAGUGGCGCGCGCACACCUGCAGGCCAAGUUUGCACCCGCCCACGAGUCACAGGGCCAAAGUGCGGCUGGCGACCCUCCAAAGUCACAUUGCAUUUGCCAGUGUGCUUUCUUCACAAACAGAGAGCUAUUUCCCAACCCCGAAUGCAGAGGAUCUGAAGAACCCACAGCCCUGGCAAUUAAUUCCCACCACACUCUCAAAGAAAAAGGGAGCGCCUCAAGGACAUUGGGUCCCUGCGGUUGCACUGUCCGUGCCCAGCUCGGCAGAGGGAGCCGGGGCAGCAGCCCGGGCCGCGCCUGCGUCCACACCGGACCGGACGCCGCGGCCAGGCUAACGGACCCGUCAUUUGGCUCAGUGAACAGGGACGUCAGGCGGCGCCCAAUGCAAGCCCUUCGGGUGGGCCGCUCCCCUCUGCGCCGUCGGUGCCUUCCCGAACAUGGCGCAGGCGGGAGCGAGGGCGAAGCCGCGGGCACCGCCCCCGGGCACACAGAGACCGCUCCUUUCCGGUACACCCGCACUACACAACCAAUAACCCCUCAAGGAGUGUAGUUUCCGCAAGCAGGAGCUAAGGAAACGAGCUGCAGGGGACAGGCCAGGUGCUCAGACUCAACGACAUCAAAGCGGAUGCCACAAGCAACGGGGGAAGGGGCACGGCAAGGAGGACUCAGUGCGCACGCGCGCGGAGGAAAGCCGGGAGCGCUUUGGAGCUGCCUCUCCAUUCGAGGACAGAGAAGUUGCCCCACUGCGCUUGCGCGACAAUGUUGGGGGAGGGGAGAGCCUGUUCCCUUCAUUGUGAGAGAGACCCGCCCCCUCAGGCGAGCGGGCGCGCACGUAGGACUCUCACACUCCGGCGCGCCGCGCUUUCUGCCGUGCUCACCGCGCAUGCGCGGGGAGGGAGGUGGCUGCGGCGAAACCUGCGGCCUCUUUUGAGUUUCCCUGAGAAGUUUCUGGAAUGACGGAGCCUAAGGGAAGCUGGGGGAUGGGAAGCGCUGGCAAGCAGCGUUUGAGAGAAGGCGAAAUAUCUAAAGCAGACCGCCCGCCAUCGCCGUGCUUCCAACUCUCCAGCCACGGCCAAAAGAGCCGGACCCCACCGAAGCCCUCACACCGUGGGGAAAACCAUGGGGACCGCCCAGACCCCUCGCCUCCGGGACAGGGAGCGGGCAGAGAUGGCCGGAAACGUCCGGAGCGCCACGAGACGUUUGCACGGCGGAGCGGGCGCCGGCGGCCCGGAGUUCGAGCCGCGCUAGAACGCGGCGCAGCAGCGGGGCUCGGGUUUAGGGGCGUCAGAUCCCGUUUUCCGUAGCCUGCCCUCGUUGGAGGCUCUGUGAUUUCGCCGCCACCUGGCUCCACUUUGGUGGCGUGGAGCUAACGCUGCGAGCGGAGGGAAGCUGCUCUACGUGACCGCACCGGCCUGAGGCUCCACGGGGCGGGGGCGGCGGCGCCUCGCGUCCCGGGCCGGGCGCCUGGCUGCCAUUUUGUGGCGCGGCCGCCAUUUCGCGCCGCGCGGGGGGCGGGGCGGGGCGCGGCCCCUUUGUUCCUGGGAGGCGCUUGGCGCGUGCGGCCCCGCGGCCUGGGAACCUGGAUCGAACGUCCCACGCCUUCCCCGCGCACGCCGCGCGUGGACGGCGCGGAAGGAGGACGCCUUGCCAGGGGAGGGUUAACGCAGCGUGCAGGGCCGCCCUGCGGAGCCUCGGGCCCGUGGGAGGAGCAAAGCUUGGGCCCUCAUGGCGCUCUGCAAAGAACUUGAGGGGCAGAGCGGGCCGCUGCGGGAGCCCUAACAAAGGUGCUGACGCCCGUGGGCAGGCCGAUCGCUUUACAAAGGAAAAAGCCGCGGUAGUGCCUGAAGCGCGGCGGGCGGAGACCAGAGCUCGCAUCUGAUUGGCUGGCCCCCUGCUCGCACUGCGCAGCUGCGAUCCGACGCGGUCUAUGGUGCAUUAUUUACCUCUGGGCGUCAAUCAGCUCGAACAACGGAUCGUGAAGUCUCUAGUUUCUGUCUGUUGAGAACAUCUUCCGUUUAACUGCUUUUUCAAAUCUCUUACGAGAAUGUAAAUAACCAGCUGACUGAAUAAAAUCUAUUAUGUGCC